GUUUGCAUCCCUGCGCAGAUUUUCAUUUGUAUUGAAACUGACAGCUUGUGUCACCGGCAGAUUUCUUUUAAAAGUGUAAAAACACACAUCUAAGCGCGAACAACAGUUAAAAUGGCAGAUCCGAGGAUAAGAACAAUCAAAAUUAAAACAGGUGUAGCGAGAAGGUUAGCAAAGGAAAAAACUGUCUAUGAACUAGAAGCAGAGCAGCAAAAAGUAAGGAUCGAGAAGUACAAACAGGAGGGCCGUGACGAGCACGAUAUCCGCAAGCAGGAGGAAGUCUUGCAAGAAUCUUUGAUGAUGGUUCCCGAUUGUCAAAGACGUCUCCAAGUUGCUUUCAACGAUUUGACGAAGAUUUUGGAUACUGAAAUGGAUUUAGCUGAACACGAGGAUUACAAAAAUGCGCAGAAAAUACUGAAGGAGGCCAAGUUACAGCUGCCAGGUUGA
This is a messenger RNA of Brassicogethes aeneus, 444 nucleotides long. Lineage: Eukaryota; Metazoa; Arthropoda; Insecta; Coleoptera; Nitidulidae. The record is from the annotation of a GenBank genome assembly.